UUGACUACCGGCAGCACUGCUAAGCGACGCGCAGUCCGCACCAGCUGUCAUAUUUAUUUAUUAAAUUACAAUUUUGUCAACUUGCGGGUUUUGUACCGUAAGAAGAUAAUUAUUUGAUUUAGUUCAAUUGUAACUAUAACAAUAAACGCAUGAUUAUAUCGUCAUUCAUCUUUGUUUUCAAGGCGCAAUGUAACAAGCGUCAGACAUGGACCAACAGUUCUCAUUGUCUUGGAACAAUUUUCACGGAAACUUAACGAAGGGAUUCGCCGGCUUAUUGGGCAACAGCGAGUUCGUCGAUGUUACAAUAGCAGUUGAAGGGCAUUUACUACAAGCCCAUAAAGUGAUAUUAUCAAUAUGUUCGCCGUAUUUCAAGAAAAUGUUCCUAAUGAAUCCGUGUCAACAUCCAAUAAUUGUUUUAAGAGAUGUCACUCACAAAGCAAUGAGAGAUUUACUACAAUUUAUGUACCAUGGUGAAGUUAGCGUAAAAAGAGAAGAUCUCACUAGUUUUAUAGGUACAGCAGAGGUUUUGCAGAUCAAAGGAUUAACAAACAAAGAGACUGAAGAAGAAGAGAUUGAAAAGGAACAAAAUUUAUCCAAACAAACAUUGGAGGCUCAAAAUAUUCUAGAAACUGACUCACACAAUACAGAAAACUAUGAUCAUUCUGAUGAAACAACUAACAGUGAACUUAUUCUGCUCAAACAAAGACAGUUUAUAGAAAAAUUGCAAAGACUAAGUAACUUGAAAAGGAAAUCUGAAGAUUACCUACAAAAUAAUUAUUUUGACGUUGCUAACUCUGAAAAGAGGCCAAAAAUAAAAGAGAAAACUUACAAUAAACAUAACCAUACAGCGUUACAUAGUAACAAUUUUGAUAAAAUAAAAAAUAUUUAUGAUGAAAAUCCAGUUGAUAUCACAACUUCUUAUAAUACUCAUGUUCAGAAGAAUAAUAAUGAGAUAAAUGAAAAAAUUAAGGAACAACUUUCACCUGAACAUAGGUUAGAAUUGAAAACUGAAUGUGACGAUGGAGACAUAGUUGUGACUGAUCCAGCAGCUUGUACAACUCCAAAAAAUUAUGAUGUUGCCAGAGAUAUGUCUAAAGAUACGGUGCCAAUAGACUAUCCAUCACCACAAGACAAUACGGGUUUAAGUUCGUUGUUCAUGGAUCUUAAAAAUUUAGUGAAUGGAAAGGUGACUAAUAUGUUGAGAAGUGGUGUAAGUGAAGAAUAUCCAAGAAAUUUGACUGUGGAACAUCGUCUUGUCACAAUACCACAGAAAGAGGAUGGCAAAAAGAAAUAUCCACAAAGAUCUUGCCGUCUUUGUUGGAAAAUUGGAAAACGAAGGGAUACGCGUUUUAUGUGUGGAGCUUGCGAAUUACCAUUUUGCAAGUCACCAUGUUUUGAAAUACAUUUUAAUGAUGUACUCAAAGUAUCUCAGUUGCAAGGAGACUAUUAUGCUACUUAGUUUAGAGUUUGUUAGCAACUAUAAUUCCUCUAAAGAGGCCAGACAGGUUUAUAAGAUAUUUGCGGGCAAAUUCGAAUUAAAUUUUGAAUCAUAGAUUCAAUACCAGUAUUGGGACCAAAAGGGCAAGAUCAAAAUUUAUGAGUUACAUAUUUUGCUACAUUAGGUUUACUUUAGGAUUAGUAUACAAAAUAUCACAUAUAAAUGAAGGAGUAAUAAAGGUAUCAUGUUGCACAAUAAAAAGUAAUCCACUGUGAUAAGGACUGCUCUCAAGUGCCAAUUACAUGAAAAAAAAUAUUUUUAAAAAGUUCAUAAAUCAAAAUGUUGAAAAUUUUCCUCAUUUGACUAGUGCCAUGAGUUUUACUGCCAUAUCGUUUAUGAACACUUUAUUGCUCAUAUUCUAGUCUAUUUAUUGUAAGCUUUUACUGUGUAUGUUCCAGUGUGCUUUAUACUAUUAUCACGAUUUGACUUAUUUGUAAUUGAUCUCUAUAAGAGUUUAAGGAUUGAUAAUUUGGGUGAUUUAAAAAUGAGAUUUACAUUCCUAUAAAAUUUGAGUGAUCUUUUUUGUAAUUUAGUACUCUAAAAGACAUUAAAUUGAUAUUAAAUUGAAAUGUGUGAUGUUACUUAAGCGUGUUUUACUGCAACUGAAUGUAUUUUUUUAUAUCCAUAUUUGAAUUAAAAUAAACGUGUUUAACGAAUGAAUAGCCUGCUUUUAUUUGAACAGAGAAUACGACAAAUAAACUUAUUAAAGUACAAAAACUGUAACUCAUUCAUAAAUAAUCGGAACAUAGGUAAAAUAAACGGUCUAUUUAUUCUUAAAAAAAUUUGAUUGCAGGUGCCCUGUCAUUGGUCGUGAACGGAUCUAGUGAAAACCAACUGUUACCUGUGCGGUAUAAAUACAUUUACAGUAGGAAAGGUCACAAACAAUUGGUGCAUAUGAACUUUGUAUAUACGAAACAUUCUACGACACAUGGAAAAACUUCGUGGCGAUGCGUUCAGUACUUCUCAUUAAAUAGGUGUCCCGCUACGGUGGAAACUAUAGAUUCUAUGAUAUAUGCGGUGAACCAUCAACAUAAUCAUGAGGACUGCAUCGAGAAACUAUCUAGAAACAAUGUUUAUGAAAUGAAUGUUUCGCCAAAACAAGAAUGAAUCUCUGUACAUAGUACUAAGUUAAGAUAAAUGUAAAGUUCCUAUGAAAUAUAAUUUGUCGAAUGUAUUAAUUAAUUCAGCUAAUUACAAUAGUUUUUGUACGUAACCUUUAGGUUCAUCUAGUCAGAAAACACCUAAAUUAAAAAUAAUAUUCAUUAUAUAAUAUCUUAAAAAUAAGUAAAUAUAUGAUUAAUAUAAAAAAACACCAAUAAUUGAAAAA
Messenger RNA from Bombyx mori (domestic silkworm), 2825 nucleotides. Its product is annotated as zinc finger and BTB domain-containing protein 11. The record is from RefSeq and is a predicted model, not a curated record. NCBI's taxonomy places the organism in Eukaryota, Metazoa, Arthropoda, Insecta, Lepidoptera, Bombycidae. The transcript has 4 exons. Bases 206 to 1459 code for a protein of 417 amino acids. Gene Ontology annotation, biological process: regulation of transcription by RNA polymerase II. Gene Ontology annotation, molecular function: protein binding. Gene Ontology annotation, cellular component: nucleus.